Molecule: messenger RNA, 449 nt
Organism: Drosophila innubila
Lineage: Eukaryota; Metazoa; Arthropoda; Insecta; Diptera; Drosophilidae
Product: metallothionein-3
Exons: 2
Coding region: 37-237 (66 amino acids)
Source: RefSeq, a predicted model, not a curated record
GCCAACUCGGCCAAGAAAGAAAAGAAUUUUGUUAAAAUGCCUUGUGUUGGUUGUGAAAAGGAGUGCAAAUGUACGGCUGAGAAAUGUGCCGAUGGUUGCAAGUGCAGUUCGCCCGGAAAAUGUGGCUGUAAUCCUUCAAAUGUGACCCAGCCAUCAGGUGGCGGCUGCUGCAAGAAAGUGGAAGCUGCUGUCGUGAAAACAGAGAAAAGCUGCUGUAAGGACACUAAGAAGGAAUAAAUAACGCAUUUAUGUUUUGUUUUUAUGAUAGAAAUACAACUGCUAGAUAGAGCUAUUCAUCAUGCAAUUUUAAUUUUCCUCAAAUAUAAUCAAAAACAAUUGAUUUACUUUAACUUAUUUAUUUAACUAUUAGACCUUUACCAACAUUGUGACUUUGUGACGAUGGCAAUGCAUUGUGUUAAAACAAUAAAAUUAACCAAAAAUAAUGCAAA